Molecule: messenger RNA, 984 nt
Organism: Tarenaya hassleriana
Lineage: Eukaryota; Viridiplantae; Streptophyta; Magnoliopsida; Brassicales; Cleomaceae
Product: glutathione S-transferase U11-like
Exons: 2
Coding region: 68-751 (227 amino acids)
Biological process (GO): glutathione metabolic process
Cellular component (GO): cytoplasm
Molecular function (GO): glutathione transferase activity
Source: RefSeq, a predicted model, not a curated record
UGCAAAAGCAUAAUAAACAGACAGUCACCACAAGAGCCCAAAAAAAAAAGGGUUUUGGUCAUAUGAGAUGGCUCAGAACGGUUCGAACGACGUGAAGCUGAUCGGAGCGUGGCCGAGUCCGUUCGUCCUGAGGGCUCGAAUCGCACUUAACCUGAAGUCCGUAGAGUAUGAGUUUCUUGAGGAGGACAUUCUCAACUCAAAGAGUGAGGGUCUGAUCAAGUACAACCAUGUCCACAAUAAUAUCCCUGUUCUCGUCCAUGGCGGUGAGCCCAUCAGCGAGUCCCUCAACAUCCUUCAAUACGUGGACGGAGUAUGGCCGUCGGAUCCGCCCAUCCUUCCGUCCAAGCCGUUCGAUCGUGCCGUGGCUCGGUUUUGGGACAUGUACAUCGAUGAACAUUGCUAUACAUCGAUCAAUGGGCUCGCCGGUGCAAAAGACGAAGAAGGGAGAAUGCAGGUGGUAGAGAAGCUGAAAGGGUGUAUGGCGCUUUUGGAAGAAGCGUUUCAGAAAUGCAGCAACGGCGGGUAUUUCUUCGGAGGGGACAACAUCGGCUUCAUCGACAUCGGAUUUGGGUCCAUGUUGAGUCCACUUCGGGUUGUCGAGAAGUUUUCCGGAGAGGAAUUCCUUCAUCCGGACAAGACGCCGGGACUUUUCCGGUGGGCCGAAAGAUUCUGCGGCCACGACGCCGUCAAACAUGUCAUGCCCGAUGUCGAGAAGCUUGCUGCUUUCGCCUUGCUCAAGUUCAAUCGUUAAAUUGCGAGAACCCGUAAAAAAAUAAUUAAUUAUAUUGUCUCUGUGACACAAUGUUCCGAAGGACAAUGAAGUGAUGUUGUUCUUUUGUAUCUUUCAUAUGGUAACCAUAAAAGUGUAUGUUUUAUCGCGAUGUUUUUUUUUUUUUAUAAUCCGAAAGUUCACCGGGUCUUUGGUCCAGGGUUUAUCGUGAUGUUUGUAAUAACUCACAUUAAUAACUUCUAUUACCAAGUGAA